AUCACCGGAGAGCUACUGCAAAGCUCUCCCCCUUUCCUCUGGUUGCCCGGGAGGCACAUCUGAGGGCCUCAGAAUCUCCAGAUAAUUCGAGUGAUCCUCUCCGCAGGAACGCAGUAAGAUUGUACGAGUACGGUACUGUAAGAGUGUUUUCGUCUAUCCGUUUCGUACUGUGGUCGUGGGCACGGCUUAGGUAAGUUAAAGUGGAUACGUUGUGCUGGGGAUAUCGAGACGCGUGCCCCAGUGUCGUAGACAAAGAGUACCCUCUUCCGAUUUUCAGCUUUAGCUUCUUCCCAUGUCGUGCAUACUGUAACAUUUCUACUCUCUCACCGGCCCCUUUCCUGCUGUGCCUCACAAUUCUGGCCCUUUUACCUCGCUGUGGGAAUACCGGUGCUGUUUUAGAGAAAUGUUUGCGUCGAACGGGGGGUUUCCUGCUCACGGAGGUGUGCCGGUGGAUCCCUUAGAUUCUGGUAUCAUGGCUCCCCCACUAUUGGAGGCUCCCGCGAGUCAAUUGAAGCUAUUCUGCUAACAAACAGUCAAUCCUAAAGCCGAUUAUGAUCCAAUAAUCCAUCUCAAUACUUUAUUCUCACACCCUUCUACGUUAUCCGCCGUGCCUUCAACCUCCCAUGCACUGCACAAUCACCUCGAUUCGCUAGAUAACGAAAUCACACAGCUGGUUGUAACCCAAUCUACUACAAAUGCGGACUCCCUUGCCCGUAUCUCCUCCGCAAAGGCAGAGCUAGCCGGUCUCUUGGAGAACGUCGAUGCUGUUCGGGAGAGGGCCAUCAGGACUGAAGAUUCCAUUUCUGCCAUGACCGCCGACAUCAAGAAGCUGGAUUCGACGAAACGGAAUUUGACAUUAUCAAUGACAGUCCUCAAGAGAUUGCAGAUGUUGAGUGGGUGCCUCCCGUGAUAUCCGGUUCGAGGAAUAACUUUUGUUGACUCUUGGCACAUCAUAGCAACGGCUUACGAACAAUUGAAGACUCAGUCUAAAAAUCGACAAUACCGGGAAUGCGCUUCGCUCAUGUCUGCGGUCCUAGAGCUUAUGGCGCAUUUCCGGUCAUUCCGGUCUAUCGAUCAGAUUGCUACACUCAGUCGAAACGUUGCAGAUCUUAGGGCCGAGCUUCUGGAGCAAGUUUGUGAGGAUUUCGAGAUGGUAUUCGUCAAGGGGGAGGUCUCUGCCAGAAAGGGAAUGCUGUCUGAGGCGUGCACGGUCAUGGAUGCACUUGGGGAUGGAGCAAGAGCUAGGCUUGUAACCUGGUAUUGUAAUACACAAUUAAGAGAGUACCGUCAAGUCUUUAGGGGUAAUGAUGAAGCUGGUUCACUCGACAACAUAUCUCGGAGGUAUGCAUGGCUCAAGCGGAUAUUGAAGGUGUACGACGACGAACAUACCGGCAUAUUUCCCCUAUCUUGGAAAGUUGAUGAGAUGUUGGUCAAGAGCUUCUGUGAUGGUACUAGGGACGACUUUAAAGGAAUAUUACAGCGAGCCAUGCGGAAGGAAGGCGGAAAGAGUCUAGAUGUAAAUCUGUUACUUAAAUGUCUGCAAGAGACACUGGAUUUCGAACAUUACCUCGAAAGGAGGUUCAGUGCAGAUGUGAGUAGGAAGGAUAUUAUACUAAACAAAUUCUCUGUACGUCAAUUAUUCGGGCUAACGUUUUGAACCAACCAGAGAAUGUCAAUUGAUACCGUGAGCUCAAGAGACGAAAGGCCGUUGAUUUUCGGAAAAGCAAUAUCAGAGGCCUUUGAACCAUAUCUAUCCCUGUGGGUAGAUGACCUUGAUAGGUAAGUACAACCUAUGCUAACCCCAUUUUCGAACCCACCCCUGACCUAUAGGUUCGUCAAGGCAACUCUCCACUAUGAUACCAAAGUACCGGAUCCAGCCUCUUCGGCUCAGGGACGAAGACUUCACUCCUUCUUCGUCAGUCUUGCCAUCCUCAAUCGAGCUGUUUCAUUUCUACCGUCUCUCAUUGGCACAAUGCGCCAAGCUCUCCACAGGAUCCAAGCUUCUUGAUUUAUCAAUGAUAUUUGCCAAAUAUCUCGACCAGUAUGCUGAAGCUGUGCUGCUGAACUACUUUUCCCCUAUGGAAAAGGCUGGAACAUUAGCUGGGGAGGACAUCGUGGUUGUGUUGAAUACAGCAGACUAUGCUCAUGCAACAACUCAACAGCUGGAGGACAAGGUUAAGUCGAAAGUCGAUCCUGAGUUCUCCUCUAAGGUCGAUUUCGAGAAGCAGCAGGACGCCUUUUUGGGUGUUGUGACAUCUGCAAUCCGAUUACUCGUCAGAAAGGUAGAAGUUGCCGCAGAGCCAGCUUGGAGAGAGAUGAGGAAUACACCUUGGAGUAGGCUAGAGACCGCGGGCGACCAGAGUGGUUAUGUCAAUGUUUUCAUGGGUAGUGUCAAAGAAACUGUUGGGGAAAUACUAGCAUUGACAGGAAAGGAGACAUACCAAAGGGCAUUUUGUGAUAAGGUUGUUGAAGCUAUGGUUUCUGGAUUUUUGUUCAGUCUUGUUGCCUGCAGGCCUAUUGGCGGUGGUGCAGGAGCUGAGCAGGUCAGUACCUUUCCCAUUAUCUAUCGUGCUCUUUGUGAGCUACAUCUUUGGACCAUUGAAUUGGGCUGACAACUUGCACCUUGAAUCUAGAUGCUCCUUGAUGCAUAUGUUAUGAGGAAAGGAUUUGAAGAUCUAUUAACUCUUAAGGCUGAACCAGGCACUGCGCCCCCAGCAAGGCACGUCUUUUUACAUCGCAACAAUGAUUCAACUCUUUACAAUGCACCACUGACCCUCCUUCCUUAGUUAUAUCAAGCACGUUCAACGCUCCAUGUCAAAGAUAGACGCCCUCCUAAAAACUCUCCAAGUCCAGUCCUCACCACCAGAAUGCCUAGUACAAGCAUACCUAAUCCACGUCUGUGACAAAUCUGACACCAACUUCCGCAAAAUCCUAGACCUCAAGGGAAUCCGCAGGCAAGACCAAGCUUCAUUCGUCGAGCUGUUCCGAGCACACAUGGUUACCCACGAUAAUUUGGUAGAGGCAAAUCCGUUUAUUUCCGCACUUCUUAUUCCGACCGGCAAUAUCGGCGCUCCAGGCGGGGCUAGUAGCAUGGGAGGUGCGAGUGGCAAUGGCAUGAUUGGCAGUAGUAGUGGUGGUGGGCUGGCUGGUGGCGUCGGUGGACUCUCUGGGCCUUCUGGAUUAGUACCAGCAAGGUUUGAUCCCGCAAGUUUGGGAUCCGCAAUCAUGAAUGCCGCUAGAGAUGGGGUGGAUAGACUACAAACGCCUGUGUCCACAUCCUCCGAUGGGGGCAAUGGUGGACAGAAUCAAAUUGAGUCUGGAGAGCGAAUAUUCGAGAGGCAUCUUGGAAGGCUAUUCAAGCGUGAUGGGAGUGGGAUUGGAAUGAGCACGAGGUUUAGCAGAGACGGGGGCUAGAGCACCCCUCGUCAACGAACCGUCUCCUGCUCGUGUAAUAUAGUAUACCUUAGAACCGAGACGAAGGGCGAGAAGAGCGAAACCUUGAUGAAUUUUCUCGUUUUCAUUCUAUACAUAUAUUUACCCCCACAAUGAUUGGUUACGU
This is a messenger RNA of Tuber aestivum (summer truffle), 3559 nucleotides long. The record is from the annotation of a GenBank genome assembly. Lineage: Eukaryota; Fungi; Ascomycota; Pezizomycetes; Pezizales; Tuberaceae.